AUGAAAAUGGGCUGUAUAAGUAGCAAAACAGAUAUAAAUGACAGACACCCUAAUAUUUUUCAAGUGACAAAUGUUGAUGAUCAAGGGAAGAAGAUAAAGUCUGGAAAAUUGCAAGUAACCGAAACAGACCUAGUUUUUUACCAAAGAGGAAAGAAACCGACCAGAUGGCCUCUCAGAGCUUUGAGAAAAUAUGGAUUUGACACAGAUAUUUUCAGUUUUGAGUGUGGUAGGAGGUGUCCGACUGGACAUGGUAUAUAUGCUUUUAAAUGUAGAAAAGCAGAACAGUUAUUUAAUCUUGUACAGCAAUAUAUUUCAGGCAACGUAACAGAAGAUCCAAAUGUUAACCACAAUGACGUCCACGCCAGCAACGGCCAAAUAUUAGUUACUAGAAGACCAAAUUCAAAUGCUCAUUUCCAAGCUCAAACUGAGGGCUACCUGAAUCCGGUAUCAGUACCACCUGUAACAAGACCAGUUGUUGGAAAUAGUCGACCUGGUUCUGUGGGUAGCAAUGGUCCAUUGAGCCCUACAUUAUCCCCUCCACCCUUAAGUGAUGUAUCCACUGAGCAUAACAAUAACAAGAGAGGCAGCUUGAUACCUGAACCAACUUAUACCAAUAGUAUAGGGGUGGAGAACAGUGUUAGUUUUCAGCAGUAUAUGAACAUGGGUGGUGCUGAUACAGUUGGGGAUGUCAGUACAUCUCAUGUAUAUAUGAAUGUCGAUAUGCCCCAUUCUGUACCAGAAGACUUGGAAGAUCGCCAUUGCUACGCUAACAUCGGUGUCGAAGAAUUAGAGGCACUUCGACCUCCAGAUACGCCUCUAGUUCCAUGUGUUAAUCUCGAACAUCCCGUUGUAGAAGAAGUAAAUUAUGCAGAGUUGGAUUUGGACGGUGGUGGGGACGGCACUGUUAAGUCACCCCAGGCGGUUCCAGAAGGCCCUAGUAUAAAAGAAAAAUACGUAACAAUCGACUUUCAGAAAACGACAGCUUUAUCACAGUCAAUAAACCCCAGUAUGACAGUUGAAGAAGGGUGCAGGAAAACAAGGCACAAUUCUACUAUCAACUACAAUAGUUCAAUAAGCGAUUGA
Messenger RNA from Diabrotica balteata, 1083 nucleotides. Lineage: Eukaryota; Metazoa; Arthropoda; Insecta; Coleoptera; Chrysomelidae. The record is from the annotation of a GenBank genome assembly.